Messenger RNA from Eruca vesicaria subsp. sativa (arugula), 643 nucleotides. Lineage: Eukaryota; Viridiplantae; Streptophyta; Magnoliopsida; Brassicales; Brassicaceae. The record is from the annotation of a GenBank genome assembly.
UUCCUCUCUCUAAAAUCGGUGGAAAAUCCAAACCUAUAAUAUGACCGACAGAGACUGGACUCGACAAGCUAUGUCCGAUGAUUCAUUGGUGGCGGAUGUACUGAUCUCCCUACACCAUCUUAACCCGCCGCCUCCUCCUGAUAAGAGCGGUGCCUCGGAUCUCAAGCUGAAAUGGUGCGUGCGACAACCGAGGAGUAAGCCUACGCCGCCUUCAAGGAAGAAGGGAGAGCAUACACGUGGCAGUCCCUCCACGCCACUUUCCUGGAGCGGCGCCACUUCUCUCAGCGGUGGUGUAGGCGUCGGCGCUGCCGUUGAUGGAGUUGAGGAGUCCAGCAGGGCCAUUAAGUUGUCAUCGGCCGUUAGAUCUAAGAUAUCUCAAACAAGUGUAACACCAACAACCCAUUUCAAGAAAUCAAGAAAGAAAAAGACGCUUGCUGAACUUAAGGAGGAGGAGAGUUUACUCUUAAAGGAAAAGAAAGGCCUAAAAAAUGAACUCGCAAGUAUGCGAAAUCUGUUGAAGCAACAAAGAGCAAGAAACGAGUCGUUAAAGAGAAUCCAGGCUGCUGAGUCAAAAAAGAAUGAUGAUUCCUCGUUCUUGCUCCCUGACCUUAACAUUCCUCUUGAUAACAACAACCUGAACUGA